AUGACAGAAUUAAGACACAUGGCACUAGAGGUUAUGCCUGGACUAUUGCUUUGUUUUGUUUUAAGAUAUGAUGCUUACAAAAAAUCACAACUAAGCUCAGCAGAAGCAGGUGUUCCUCCUCCUAAUCAACUUAAUAAAAUAUCUUAUUUCCAUUGUUCAUUGAUAGGAUAUUUUUUAGGUUUAUUGACAGCUACUGUAUCAUCAGAAGUAUUUAAAGCUGCUCAGCCAGCUCUUCUCUACUUAGUUCCAUUUACUCUGUUACCUUUACUUACGAUGGCUUAUCUAAAGGGAGAUCUGCGACGCAUGUGGAGCGAACCUUUUAUAGUUACUCAACCAUCUAAACAUCAAGAAGUUUGAAUUAAUCAUAAAAAUAAGACUAUUAUAAUAAUUGACUUGACUGUUGCUAGGCAACUGCACUGCCCAAACCAAAUGCUAUAGCCCCAGGCAACUAGUCCUUUGAUCUCCUGAGGCUAGAAGAUAUUUUGGAGGCCAUCAAAGAAUCUCAUCUAAAUUUUACAAUAAGGUGUAGAAAUUUGCUAGAUAUCUGUUAUUGGAAUUAAGUUGGCAAGAUUGGAGUGCCUUAUAAGUUGUGAAGAACUUUCAUGUUUGGAAACUUUGUUUGAGAAGUUUAUAAACUUGAUGCUGAAAGGAAAGUCAGUUUAGCAAGACUUUAAAAAAGCUUAAAAAGUGAAAUUAAAUAUCAAACAAACAGAUCAUGACGUCAAUAUUUAAAUCCACAUAGAGAAUUUGAACAGAACUUUAUACAAGAUUUUUUUGUGUAUUAGUCUAAUUUGUUGUUUGUGUUUUUAGAGAUCAAUUUUUUUAAGUUUCACAAAAGUAAAAAUAACUCACAUAGGGUUGUCUCGUUAAAUAUUUUGCAUUUUAAUUUGAAAAAAUGUCAUUGCCGACAAGCAGAUAACACAUGAAAGCUUUUCUGUAAGAAAGGCAAAAAAAAACAAUUUUGGUGCAUUCCCAGAGUUUUAUAAAUGCAUGUUUUGUUGGGCUUCCAGAAUAUUUGUUUUUCAUAUAUAAAAUUAAUAUAUAGUUAAAUUGCCAGUUUGAAUCUAGAUCUGACAAUUUGAAAUAACUCAAGAUUGUGAGAUAUAAAUAUAUUAUAUAUAUAAAUAUAAAAUAUAUCUGGCAGCUGUAAAUAUAGAAAUUUAUUAUGGGAAUAUACAAUUACCCAUAAUUUAUUCACAAAUAGAAACAAAACAAGUACUAUUGUUUUAAAUCAUCAGGGAAAAGCAACAUAGUUUCUGACACUCAUGGUGCAAAGUAAUUUAAAAAUCUAAGGUAUGGUACCAGCAGAGUCGAAAAAGGAAAAGAGUGAAAUGGUCUUGUACAGAUACAUCUUAUUUUAAUUCCCUACAUUUUACAAUUUAUUCUCCAGUAGGGGUUGUGGAUAGAACACUUUUGUUGUAUAAUGUGUCACAUUUGUAAGAUUUUGUAUGUGAUUUUGUUCUUUAUUGUGAAUGCACACUGUGUGUGUAUACAAAGUCUGCAAUAUACAUAAGUCAUUGAAAUGUCCCCUAGUAGAAAGAUGUUCUGCCAUUUUGAUACUUGAAUAUAUUUAAAGGUCUCUGUAAUAAAGUAAUCAUACCUUUUACAAUUA
Messenger RNA from Centruroides sculpturatus (bark scorpion), 1612 nucleotides. Its product is annotated as signal peptide peptidase-like 3. Gene Ontology annotation, cellular component: lumenal side of endoplasmic reticulum membrane; Golgi-associated vesicle membrane; cytoplasmic side of endoplasmic reticulum membrane. Gene Ontology annotation, biological process: membrane protein proteolysis. Gene Ontology annotation, molecular function: aspartic endopeptidase activity, intramembrane cleaving. The record is from RefSeq and is a predicted model, not a curated record. Bases 1 to 357 code for a protein of 118 amino acids. NCBI's taxonomy places the organism in Eukaryota, Metazoa, Arthropoda, Arachnida, Scorpiones, Buthidae. The transcript is spliced from 4 exons.